AGUCCGGCGGGCUCCGGACGUCGAGAUGGAGGAAGGCGAGUACGAGUCUGUUCUGUGUGUCAAGCCAGAGGUCCACGUCUACCGCAUCCCGCCGCGGGCCACCAACCGUGGUUACAGGGCUGCGGAAUGGCAGCUGGACCAGCCAUCAUGGAGUGGCCGGCUGCGGAUCACUGCAAAAGGGCAGGUGGCCUACAUCAAGCUGGAGGACAGGACCUCAGGGGAGCUCUUUGCUCAGGCCCCGGUGGAUCAGUUUCCAGGCACAGCUGUGGAGAGCGUGAUGGAUUCCAGCAGGUACUUCGUUAUCCGCAUCGAAGAUGGAAACGGGCGACGGGCGUUUAUUGGAAUUGGCUUCGGGGACCGAGGUGAUGCCUUUGACUUCAAUGUUGCCUUGCAGGACCAUUUCAAGUGGGUGAAGCAGCAGUGUGAAUUUGCGAGACAAGCCGAGAACCCAGAUCAAGGUCCCAAAUUGGACCUAAGCUUCAAGGAGGGCCAGACCAUCAAGCUCAACAUUGCAAACAUGAAGAAGAAGGAAGGAGCAGCUGGGACUCCCCGAGCCCGGCCCGCCAGCACAGGAGGACUGAGCCUGCUUCCCCCUCCCCCAGGGGGGAAAACCUCCACCCUGAUCCCUCCCCCUGGGGAGCAGUUGUCUGUGGGGGCGUCCAUCGUCCAGCCAGCAGUUGCUCCCAGUUCAGGAGGUGCCACUGUGUCCUGGCCGCAGCCCAAGCCUGCCGCUACUGCCACCGCCGACAUCUGGGGAGACUUUUCCAAAUCCACAGGGUCGACCUCCAGCCAGACUCAGCCAGGCACAGGCUGGGUCCAGUUCUGACCUGAGCGCAACUCUUUUUCCUCAUACAACUUCUGGAAAGGAGCUGCCUCGUCUGGGCGGAAGGAAGGAGGAUGAAGCACUCCCUGGCCAGCCUCUGUUUGGAGCGUGACUCUCUCCUCUCCUCUUCCUUGCCUGGACUCUCCUGACAGACUGGGCGUGUUAGGCAGUAAAUUGGCACCAUGUCACACUGUUUCCUGGGAUUCGAGUGUGCAGCCAGAACACAGGAGAAGAGUUCCAGGAUCCCUAUCCCUGUCUGUCCUCUUGACAUGAGAGAGACUCUGAGACUUCUUCCAUCACGAAGACUCGUAUUAAACACAAGCCCCUGAAGCAAAAGAAGGGGUCGAGUGUGCUGCCUGGAUUCAGAUCAGCCCUUCUCGGGGGGGUUACAGGUGUCACGUGAUCACUGUCUGGAGGGGGGCUUUCCUCACUCCCAUUGGCUGUAGCCAUUCCAGUCAGGUGCCUUAAGAGGAGGGAUUCCUUCCUGAUUUCUAGCAGGUUAUAGGCUGCAGCUUGAACAGAUAAUCAGGAGGGAAAUCAAGAGUAUUAACCAGACUUUUAAGAUUUUUUUGAUACUUGCUUUGCUGACAUGCUGAUCUGCACUAACUCAUUGUCUUUGCAAAAGGCUUGCUCCUGUAGUCUGCGCCCGCAGGGGCCUCUGAAAGCAUUCCUCACUGUCAGUCGCAGGAGCUGCUCCGGGCCCCAGGAAGCAGUGUUCAUCUCGGCUAUGGGGCCUGGUUUCCGUGUUUGCCAGGCCGGGCAGGCGCUGGAAACCAGGUGCGACAGUGUUUGGGCUGGAAAGUGGCAGCUGUUCUCACGUAGGUGGGGCUUUGGCCUUCCCGUUCGCUGGCAGCUCUCUGGGCUCACAGUGCAGUUCCUGGCGGACUUGGGUUUUCUCCUGGGUGGUUUCUGAAGUGCCUUGUCUGCAGACAACCUCUUACUUUCUUUUCUCCUUCAGGGACUGUACAUGACAGACAGAAGGAGUUCUGAAGCAACUGGAAGUCUAGGGUUGCCUGGUUUAUAAGAAAUAAUUUUAUAAGAAAUAAUUUUAUCUGAGCACACCUCUAAAAUUGCUUUUAUCGACAUACGUUACCUCUUAAUUGAAAGAUUUCCUUUUUGAAGGGUCAAGAUGAUGAACUGAAAAAAAGUGUUGGCCUCUUUGUGGGACCAGAUUUCUAAGAUAAAAAAUAAAUAUUUCUACUCUGUCAGUGUACGUCAAAGAUGGAAGUGUUUUUGGCGGCAUGGCUGCCAAACCCUCCAGGAUGCCUCAGCCACCUCUCGCCACUGAGCGUUUGUCCAGACUUAAAAGUCUGGGGCCACGGCGACAGAUUGGCCACAGUAGGGGAAUUUGGCCCUGUUGCCCUAAGGCAACCAGCAAUUUCCCUUCUGCAUAGAAGAGACAGUCUUUCUGCCAUUCUGGGACAUUCUGGGCUCCUUGCCUUCUAAUGUGGGAGGAGAGUCCUGCCUCCCACCAAGACUUCCCCAUAGAAGCAUCUUCCUAAAUAGUAAGGGUGUCCGGGCACACAGAGGCCAAAAAAUAAGAUAAAGGCCUCGGUGCUUGUCAUGUCUGUGGGUUCUGUAAGAAAGAUGCAUUUUUGCUGUUGGUUAUAGAAGUGGCCGCUCUGGCUAAUAAACUGUGUAAGGGAGGACAAAGAAAAUUGGAAUUGAGGAUCCUCAUGUCCUUUGAAUAAGGAAAAGGAAAUUGCAACAGGGGAUUCUCAGGAGUAGUAAACUUCUUUGUGUCUGCUUCCCGUUACUCCCCAUCUUAUUUAUAAGUGCUUAGAGGCUAGAAAAGAGGAAGCUUAGAGUUAGAGGAGACCCUUAACCAGAAGCAUAUACCAUUGAAGGUAAGCCCUUGGGUCCUGCAGGCAGACCUGGGCUUUGAUCUAGGUUGUCUACUGGUAAAUGUGUGACCAUGGGCUCCUUAAGCCAAAUGUCACUCAGAUGAGGCAUAUAAAGCACUAGCAGGUGCCCAUCCUAUAAUUUGACCUUAAUCACCUUGAUGUAGAAUCAGGUAACACAUCCAGAACCAUUACUCAUAAUGGUGCUGAUAAGGCAGCUGAUGAAGAAACAGCAGUCAAAAAAUCUAACCUGGGGCUUCCCUGGUGGCGCAGUGGUUGAGAAUCUGCCUGCCAAUGCAGGGGACACGGGUUCGAGCCGUGGUCUGGGAAGAUCCCACAUGCCGCGGAGCAACUAGGCCCGUGAGCCACAACUAGGCCCAUGAGCCACAACUACUGAGCCUGCGCAUCUGGAGCCUGUGCUCUGCAACAAGAGAGGCCACGAUAGUGAGAGGCCCGUGCAUCGCGAUGAAGAGUGGCCCCCGCUUGCCGCAACUAGAGAAAGCCCUCGCACAGAAACGAAGACCCAACACAGCCAAAAAAAAAAAAAAAAAAACUAACCUGAAAAGCACUUUGAGGGGUCUCUGGGGGGCAGGGAAUAGUCUGGUGCUCUCCAUCACCAACUGGAAUCCCAGCUAUGGGACCUGGGUCCCCAGGAAAACUCCCAGUACCAAACCAGGCAUCUCUUCACUUAACACCCUUGACUGGAGCUUCCAAAUUGGUGGGGUGUGGGUAAGAGAUGGGUGUUGGGUUUGGGGAUUUUGAGACCUGAGCUGCUCUCUCUAUAGCAGGAGAGGAGGACUUGGACAUACUGAGGUGGCAGGCAGACUACAAGAUGUUUCCAUGAUUAAAUGACAUAACAUUGCAACAUCUGUCUUGCUGGCUUUAAAGAAACCAGCUGCCAUGUAUGAGUUGCCCUAAUCCGAGGGUCACAGUGUCAAGGUGGCAAAAGUAGCCUCUGCCGACAGCCAACAAAAAGCUGAAGCUCUUAGGGCAGCGGUCUGCACGGAACCGGAUGCUGCCAAAACCACCUGAGCUGGGAAGCAGAGCCUUCCUCAGUUGAUCCUCAGGUGAGCCCCGCCUGCCAACACUGUGAGUGCAGCCUUACAGAGGACCCAGCCAAGCUGGGCCCAGACUCCUAACCCCUGGAAACUGAGUAAGUAAGUGUGUUUCAAGCUGCCAAGAUGGUGGUAAUAUCAUUAGGCAGCAAUAGAUAACUAAUAACAAGAGGUGAGUGAAGGGCAUUGGAGAUGGGAGUCAGUGUGAGAGAAGAGUCUGGACAGGGACCUCCCUGGUUGUGCAGUGGUUAAGGAUCCGCCUGCCAGUGCAGGGGACACGGGUUCGAGCCCUGGUCCGGGAAGAUCCCACGUGCCGUGGAACAACUAAGCCCGAGCGCCACAACUACUGAGCCUGCGCUCUAGAGCCUGUGAGCCACGACUACUGAGCCCAUGUGCCACAACUACUGAAGCCCGCGCGCCUAGAGCCCGUGCUCUGCGACAAGAGAAACCACCACAAUGAGAAGCCUGCACACCACAACAAAGAGUAGCCCCUGUUCACUGCAACCAGAGAAAAGCCCGCGCGCAGCAACGAAGACCCAACGCAGCAAAAAAUAAAAAAAAAUAAAAAGAAUCCUCCUGCCAAUGCAGGGGACACAGGUUCGAGCCCUGGUCUGGGAAGAUCCAACAUGCGAUGGAGCAACUAAGCCCCUGCACCACAGCUACUGAAGCCCGAGCGCCUAGAGCCCGUGCUCCGCAACAAGAGAAGCCACUGCAAUGAGAAGCCCGCGCACCACAACGAAGAGUAGCCCCCACUCGCCGCAACUAGAGAAAGCCCGGGAACAGCAACGAAGACACAAUGCAGCCAAAAAUUAAAAAAAAAAAAAAGUGGACAGAUUUAAUGGCUGUAUGGCCUUGGGAGGUCACUUAACCUGCUCCUUGGGGGCCUCACUUUCCCUGUAUGUGGACGGCAGCUAUUGCUUAUGUACUGCUUACUCUGCGCAAGGCACUGUUCUAUGCACUUAACAUAAAAUUCAUUUCAGGCGGUCCAGUGGUUAAGACUCCUCGUCCCCACCACAGGUGGCACGGGUUCGAUCCCUGGUCAGAGAACUAAGAUCCUGCAUGCCGUGCGGCCAAAAUAAAUAAAUAAAUAAAUUUUUAAAGAUUCA
Molecule: messenger RNA, 4825 nt
Organism: Balaenoptera ricei (Rice's whale)
Lineage: Eukaryota; Metazoa; Chordata; Mammalia; Artiodactyla; Balaenopteridae
Gene: NECAP2
Product: NECAP endocytosis associated 2
Exons: 8
Coding region: 26-826 (266 amino acids)
Biological process (GO): endocytosis
Cellular component (GO): clathrin vesicle coat; membrane
Source: RefSeq, a predicted model, not a curated record